This is a messenger RNA of Moneuplotes crassus, 941 nucleotides long. Lineage: Eukaryota; Ciliophora; Spirotrichea; Euplotida; Euplotidae. The record is from the annotation of a GenBank genome assembly.
ACAUUAUAACUUAUUGCUAAUAUAAAAUAAUGGAAUCCAUCCCAUUCAAACACAAGGCACUCAUUGUCAUUGGAUCUAGUAUUUUAUUUUACUGAUUCAACCAACUUGUAAACUGGAAGAAGCAGGAAAAGUUAUCUGAAACAAGUGAUAUCUCAGAGGAUACAGUCAUUAUGGUUAGUGAAGAAAUGAGCUUAGACGAACCUUCUGGGAUUCAUCGUGAAGAGGAGAGCAGAGAAUCUCUGAGUGACGAUGAAUUCAAUUACAACCUUGUGUAUACAAAUAAGAAUAAUUGCGUCAUUGACUGCCAUGAUGAAAUUAUAGCUACAAAUAAUGCUAGAGAUUGUGAAUCUUUAUCAAAAGACUCCUCGACCAUCUCUCCUCACAAGGCUCGAAAGAUCAAAGGGCGUAAUAGAGAACAGAAUGCUAGGAAAUUUUUCGAAAAAUUAAGCAAAACGAAAUCUAAAGUUGUCAAAAAGAAACUAGAGAUGGAAGACUAUUAUGCACGGUUUUAAAAACAGUAAGGGAUUUGUCAAAAUUGGUCAUCAAAAUCUCAAAGAAAUUGAUUUGUCUUCUGAGAACAGCUCUUGUCUCACAGAAGGAGAUGAUGGAAGCUGAAUGAAUUCUCAAGUUAAAAAUAAAAAUCGAUCUAAGAAAGAUCCUUCAAAAGACUUAUUCAAAUCUGGUACAGAGAAGAAAUUUCAAAGCAUGGAAAGAUCUUCCUCAAUCAAGAAGGCUAAGGUUUUGGUGGGCAGAAAACCAAAGAAAAUCAGGAAGAAAGAUCUCAAGGUCCAUUAUAACGAUCUCAACAAAAAAGAUAAUUAUGUGUUCUUUGAACUACUUGCGACCUAUGCUGAUCAAUACCUAGACAACAAAGAGGCCACUACAAUGCCAGAGACUGAGAAAAGACUGAGAUAAGGUAUGGGGUACAAACAUAAAGAUUA